Messenger RNA from Podarcis lilfordi (Lilford's wall lizard), 2315 nucleotides. The record is from the annotation of a GenBank genome assembly. Lineage: Eukaryota; Metazoa; Chordata; Lepidosauria; Squamata; Lacertidae.
GCACAGCAGAAGUAAAUUUGUCUUCAAGAAAGGGUAAGAUAUCCAAUGGGUAUCUGUGGUGAGGUCAAAAACAUAAUCUCUGUGUUUUGUCCUGAUCAUAAAAUAAUCAGUCAUCACCAUCAUCAUUUCAUGGCUACAAUUUGCCUGGAGUUAGCCUUUUAAAUGUGUGUAUAUUUAGAAAAUCAGAAUGUAGUCAAUAUGCUAAGGAAUAUUUAUAUAGGACACUUUGUUUGCACGUUACAAUUAAAUUAGAGAAACCUAAUAGCCUAUUUUGAUAAAGCUAGGUAUUAGAGUAAGCAAAUGUAAGAACUCCCCUAUGUAUUGCAUUAUGGUCCCCCAACCAUCUGCAGCAUUUGGUGGGGAGGGGUAUCAGGCUGGAAGAGACAGAACUUCCAUGAGUGGAUGCCAGAAAUGCCCUUAAUAUGAGAGGAACUCUUCCCACAGAUCCAACUCCAUGUUUUGUUGUUAGAAGAUGGAACAAAGUUAAAAAUGAAAGCUGGGAUAUGUGCAGAUCAGAACUGAGCCUCUACUUCUAAUCUUUAACUUGAACAUUUCAUAAAUAGAAGAAUGUAGGUCUUGAUAAAUCCAGAAAACAUGUUCACUUUUGCAACAGAAUUUCUCUUUCUUUUCUUCUCCAGUAGCCCUCACACAAACUCCAAAAUCUGCCCGGGGGGGAGGGGGGCAACCACCUCAAGCAGAUUAGGGGGAGGCAUGUGGAGGACGUGGGGGGGGAGCUGCAGAGGGAACCUCAGUCCAUUCCACAAACAGUUUCUGUUUCAUUGGAGGGCCUUUUGAUUUCACCCAUAAUAUCACCAAGAUAUGUAAUGAUCAGAUACUUUCGUUUCAAGAAGUGGCAAUCAAUAUAAAAAUGAAAAGACUGCCUUUCUGUCAAUAUUUUGAAAGGCGCAUAGUUAUCACAUUAAUCAUGGAACAUGUCAGGGCGAGAUCAAAGUUUGAGAAACUUGGGCCACAAACAAUAUUAAACAAUCUAUUAAGGUAUCGAACAAGGAAAUAAUGGCAGGAUUUCCUGGCAACUUGCCCAUAUCAAACUAAAUGGGAGGAAGGCUUGGAGUUUUGCUGCAUUGCAAGAUGCAUGAGAAUUGAUUUGGUAUAAUAUAUCCUAUAAACUGAUAUACAUAAUCCUGAAGGAAUAUGUCUCUCAAAUAUGUUUCAGCAGCACUUAACACUAUGUAAUUUCAACAACAGAAACCUAAUUUCAACAAUGGAAAAACGCUGGAAAUGUGAAUUAUAAAACAGACCAACAGCUUUUAUGCAUAUAUGAUGGCAUUGCAACAAAUAUUUUUUUUAAAAAACACCAAACAUUCUGGGGGAAAGUUACAAAACAAAUCAGGGAAAUAUUGGGAUAUGAUUUGCCAAGGGAUCUGGUGGUCUUACAUUUGUAUUAUCUGGAGGGCCGAACUGAAACAUAUAAUGAAUAAUUUGUUUCAGAUCAAUGCACUGCAUAUAGCAGAUAAGUGGAAGGAUAAUGCUGAAACUGCUUUAAUGAAUGUCUUUUUAAAAAUGCAGAGAGCAGAAAUAGUAAAAUUAUGUUAGAAUAAGUUAUAGAUAACAACAGGAACAUAUAUUUAUUGAAAACUGGAUAGUGUUUAUUCAGUACAGUACUGGAAUGUAAAUAAGUAGCUGCCGUAUACCAAAUCAGCCUACAGCCUAUUCAUUCAUCUAACUAGUUUUGCCUACUACUCAGAAUCCCAGCAGGUAAAUGCAAUUGCUCAGUGAAUUUUUCCUCUUUCUCCCCAGUUAUAAUUAAUUCCAGGCUAGUUCUGUAUUCUUCAAAUUGCAACCUCCCUGGUAUCUAUAUUUGGAAGUACAUUAUCUACUGCAGUGUUUUUCAACCACUGUUCCGCGGCACACUAGUGUGCCGCGAGAUGUUACCUGGUGUGCCAUGGGAAAAAUUGAAAAAUUCGAAAGAUUUUUUUAAAAAAAUGUCAAAUUUUCGUCCACUAGGCGGGCGCCGGACUGUGUCUUGGGUAUGGGGUGGGGUGGGGUUUCUGACCCCACCCUCGGCCAGCAGGGGCACCGAUUGGCGCUCCUCAGGGGGACACCCUCCACUUUUCUGAUGUCCGGGCUGUGAUUGGUCCAGACUCCAGCCUGGACCUAUCACAGUAGGACAUCAUCUUCCGACUUCCUUCCCGCCCGAGCACAGUGUGCCCAGCAGCGGAGAGAAGAAGACGUCGCGACUCGAGUCAUCAGGAGGACCAGAGCAGGAGGAGACGGACGGAGACCAGGACUCGGCGGGAGUCGGCACUGCAGAGAGACCACAUCCGGAUCCAGGCCAGGCCGUAGGUGCAGCGUGA